This is a messenger RNA of Camelus dromedarius (Arabian camel), 3028 nucleotides long. RefSeq names its product prolyl 3-hydroxylase 2 (gene P3H2). The record is from RefSeq and is a predicted model, not a curated record. Gene Ontology annotation, cellular component: endoplasmic reticulum. The transcript is spliced from 15 exons. Lineage: Eukaryota; Metazoa; Chordata; Mammalia; Artiodactyla; Camelidae. The coding region runs from base 16 to 2136 and encodes 706 amino acids. Gene Ontology annotation, molecular function: iron ion binding; protein binding; L-ascorbic acid binding. Gene Ontology annotation, biological process: collagen metabolic process.
UCUCCGCGGCGGAGGAUGCGGGAGCGCAUCUGGGCGCCGCUGCCGCUGCUGCUGCCCUGGCUACUGCUGCCGCCGCCGCUGUGGGGCGGCCCCCCGGACAGCCGGCGCCUGGAGCGGGAGCCUGAGCCCGGGCCUCUGCAGCCUUUCGACCUGCUCUACGCCAGCGGCGUGGCCGCCUACUACGGCGGGGACUACGAGCUGGCCGUGCGCGACCUGGAGGCGGCUCUGCGCAGCCACCGGCGCCUGAGGGAGAUCUGCACGCGCUGCGCCCGCCACUGCACCGCGCGCCGCCCGCUCGCGCCCCCGGGCGCCGGCCCCGGGGCCGAGCUGCCCUUCUUCCGCGCGCUGCUCGAGCGCGCGCGCUGCUACCGCAGCUGCCAGAGCCAGCGCCUCGGGGGCCCCGCGUCCCGCCACCGCGCCAGUGAGGAUGUGCGCAGCGACUUCCAGCGCAGAGUGCCCUACAACUACCUGCAGCGGGCCUACAUCAAGCUUAACCAGCUGGAUAAGGCAGUGGAAGCAGCCCACACCUUUUUCAUGGCCAACCCCGAGCACAUGGAAAUGCAGCAGAAUAUCGAGAAUUACAGAACCAUGGCCGGCGUUGAAGCCCUCCAGCUGGUAGAUCGGGAAGCCAAACCACACCUGGAGAGUUACAGUGCAGGAGUAAAACACUAUGAGGCUGAUGACUUUGAACUAGCUAUCAAGUACUUUGAACAAGCUUUAAGAGAAUAUUUCAACGAAGAUAUGGAGUGCAGAGCCCUGUGUGAGGGGCCGCAGAGAUUUGAGGAGUAUGAGUUCUUAGGGUAUAAAGCCGGUCUCUAUGAAGCCAUUGCAGAUCACUACAUGCAGGUGCUGGUCUGUCAGCAUGAAUGCGUGAGGGAACUCGCCACGCGCCCUGGCCGCCUCUCACCCAUCGAGAACUUUCUUCCCCUGCAUUAUGACUACCUACAGUUUGCCUACUAUCGAGUGGGCGAAUAUGUGAAGGCCUUGGAGUGUGCCAAGGCUUAUCUUCUGCUCCAUCCAGACGACGAGGACGUCCUGGACAACGUGGACUACUAUGAGAGUCUGCUGGAUGAUGGCACCGACCCAGCGUCUGUUGAGGCCAGGGAGGAUUUGGCGAUGUUUGUGAAGCGUCAUAAACUGGAAUCAGAACUAAUACGAUCAGGGGCAGAGGGCCUUGGAUUUUCAUACACUGAGCCGAAUUAUUGGACUCGAUACGGAGGACGGCAGGAUGAGAAUCGGGUUCCUUCAGGAGUGAAUGUGGAAGGGGCCGAAGUUCAUGGAUUGUCAAUGGGGAAAAAGUCAUCACCCAAGAUCGACCGAGACCUAAAAGAGGGUGGCCCCCUGCUCUACGAGAACAUCACAUUUGUCUACAACUCGGAGCAGCUCAACGGGACUCAGCGCGUCCUCCUGGAUAACGUGCUGUCGGAAGAACAGUGCCGGGAGCUGCACAGCGUGGCCAGUAACAUCAUGCUUGUUGGUGAUGGAUACAGAGGAAAAACUUCACCCCAUACACCCAACGAAAAGUUUGAAGGUGCAACUGUCCUGAAAGCACUCAAAUUCGGCUAUGAAGGUCGAGUCCCCCUGAAGAGUGCCCGUCUGUUCUAUGACAUCAGCGAGAAGGCACGGAAGAUUGUAGAAUCCUAUUUCAUGCUGAACUCAACCCUGUAUUUUUCCUACACACACAUGGUCUGCCGAACAGCCCUGUCUGGUCAACAGGAUAGAAGAAACGACCUCAGUCAUCCCAUCCACGCUGACAACUGCCUUUUGGAUCCAGAGGCCAAUGAGUGCUGGAAGGAGCCUCCUGCUUACACGUUCCGGGACUAUAGUGCUCUCCUGUAUAUGAAUGACGACUUCGAAGGAGGAGAAUUCAUAUUCACGGAGAUGGAUGCCAAGACUGUGACUGCCUCUAUAAAACCGAAGUGUGGGCGUAUGAUCAGCUUCUCAUCUGGAGGAGAGAACCCACAUGGGGUGAAGGCAGUCACCAAGGGCCAGAGGUGUGCGGUGGCUUUGUGGUUUACCCUGGACCCACUUUACAGAGAACUGGAGCGAAUACAGGCGGAUGAAGUGAUCGCCAUCCUGGAUCAAGAACAGCAAGGGAAGCAUGAACUGAAUAUCAACCCCAAAGAUGAGCUAUAAAAAUGAGGGGGGGAAAGAGUGUUCUAUCAGAUAUUUAUUUAAAUUGUUAAUCUUAUGAGAACCUUUUUAUUUUUGUACAGAGCCACGAUAUAAAUUAAUAGGUUAAUAUGAGUCACCGGAUCUCCCUUCUGUUCCUAAGGAUCCUUGCUUGGCUCAGUCAAGUCUGUCUGUCUUGGUUUUUCAUCAGUUCAUCUCUCAACGCCCAGUCCCCUCUCCCCACCACACACACACACACACACACACACACACACACACACACACACACACACACACACACACAGUUCUAAACUUAGCGUGUGAUUUGGACUCAGAAGGCCUUCCUGGCUCGGUGCCUUUUAGCCACAGUCUCACCCAGGGCUGACGGCCAGCCAGGAGUUGGAAUCCAAGGAGUCCAUGGCGAGGUCAGAACUCUUCAGGGAUCACGGGCCAGAGGGUCCCCAGGCUCUGUGGAGGAACCGCUCUGAUGAGUGCUGUGGGAGACGACCGGGUUCAGCCUUCCCAGGCCCUGGGGGCAGUUUCUGGCUCCGGUGUUUUCAGCAGAACCUGGCACUGGAAGCCUCGAUUCACCCUCCACAGCGCUUCAGAAAGGACUGCCCUAGGAGCUGUGUCUUUAAAACGGCUGUCGAGGGGUUAAAAUAGAAUGGCCCAUCUUCCCAGGGACUUUGGAAGGAAACCUUUAAUCCCAUCUGCACGGGGGCACCAUCACCACGUUGCCUGAGAGUGGGGUCCACUGGUGAGAAGAGAUGUUUUGUUCUGAAGACAGAAAAAUGGAUUUCUGGUUGAUUCCAGUCUUCAGCUGUGUCUGUUGCUGGCCCCUUCUCUUUGCUGCGCUCCAGCUCGUGGAUUUUAGUGCUUGUAUCUGACUUGUGUAAUAAAGGGAGCCUUAUUUUGA